GGACAGGAGACGAAACGCUUCUGCAAACAGCCAAGUGGAGGAGGACAGGAGAAGAGCACGCGAUGUCAAGUAAGAAAGCGAGCGCGGAUGCGGGCAGGAGAAGCCGGAGCCCCGUCGUGUCGGAGGCUGAGAUGUUCGGCGAAUUUCAGGACUGGUGCCUUCGGACUUACGGGGACUCCGGUAAAACAAAGACGGUCACCCGGAGAAAAUACAACAAGAUUCUGCAGACGCUCCUGCAGGGCGACGACUCGGACGGCAUGUACAUCGAGAACAGCCACAUCAACGCCAAAUUCAAAUUCUGGGUGAAAUCCAAAGGGUUCCAGGUCGGGGGCGUGCAAGGCGACCACAAGAAAGGGGCGUCCGGGAGCCCGGUGCUGUACGUCCCCAUCAAAGCGACGUGUGUCGAUGGGGGCUCGGCCCCAGAAGGCUCCUCCCUGAAGCGGGUGGCUGUGGUGGAGGACUUCUUUGACAUCAUUUAUGCCAUGCACGUGGAGAUGGGCACGGACCCUGCCAAGGCGCCCAAGCACGCUGGUCAGAAGAAGACCUACAAGGCAAUUGCGGAGACGUAUGCCUUCCUGCCCAGGGAGGCUGUGACCCGUUUCCUCAUGAGCUGCGGAGAGUGCCAGAAGAGGAUGCACAUCAACCCCAGCUCUGCCGAGUUCAAAGAGAAUGACCGGCCAGCCUCUCUGGUCCCAGAUCUCAUCGACUACAACAUGCCCCUUACCACCACCUACCUGAAGCAGAUGAAGCUGCAGUGUAUGAGUGCCAAUGAGCAGGAUGAGAGUUCUGUGAGUAGUGAGGACUUUGAUAUGAGCGACCCCACAUGGAUGUCAGCUGAUCACUGCCCUGCGUCCGACCUGAGCCCCAGCCACGGAGACAGAAUGCACAGCCCGCAGAACGCGCACAAGGAGGAGGACGAUGAUUCUUCCUCAGAGAGUGGCAGUGGGAAUGGAAUGCACACCCUGACUACCCCAUCAGCAGGGGGUGUGCCUGCGCCCGAUAGAGGAAAUGCAGGGCCUUACAGUGAGUUGAAUGGCAACGGUGCGGUUGCUCCACUGGACUUCAGCACCACCUCCUCUUCUUCCUCUGAAGACCAGCAGCCCAUCAACUUGAGCGAGCGGUUGCCUGGGGGACCGCUGUUAGGCCCCUUUCAGCCCGAUCCCCCAGACGGCCUGCGCAGGAAGUACCCCAGCAAGCCCCUCCACCCCUCCGAGCUGCGGCUGGAUCGUGACAUCAGGGACUAUAGCAACAAGUCUCCGCCGUACAGCUCGGGAAGCUACGACUCCGUAAAGACAGAAGUCUGUGCCGAGGAUCUGACCACGAGCCGUGUGCAGGCUGCAGACGAGGACGACGACGACCACGACGACCACGAUGACAGUGACAAGAUCAACGAGGCGGAAGGCGUGGACCCUGAAAGGUUAAAGGCCUUCAAUAUGUUUGUGAGGCUCUUUGUGGAUGAGAACCUGGACCGCAUGGUUCCCAUAUCCAAACAGCCCAAGGAGAAGAUCCAGGCCAUUAUUGAGUCAUGCAGCCGCCAGUUCCCCGAGUUCCAGGAGCGUGCCCGCAAGCGCAUCCGCACCUACCUCAAGUCCUGCCGACGCAUGAAGAAGAACGGCAUGGAGACGCGGCCAACACCUCCACAUCUGACCUCUGCCAUGGCCGAGAACAUCCUCGCCGCUGCCUGCGAGAGCGAGAGCCGCAAAGCAGCCAAGAGAAUGCGUAUGGAUGUCUACCAGACCCACGAUGAACAGAUUGCACUAGACAAGCCAGGCUUGCGAGAGCCAGCCAGCCUGGCGCACUCGGCGUACUCCCUGGCUGCCUCGGCCUAUUCCCAGGACCAGCUCUACAUCAACGGUGGGCUCAACUACAGUUACCGUGGUUACGGGGGCCUAGGCGCCAGUAUGCAACAUCCCGUAACCCUGACAACCGGCACUGCGCAAAGCAAUGGGCCAACUGACCUCAGCAUGAAGUCUCUGGCUUCCAACUCCUCAUCAUCCAACUCCAACAGUCACGGCCGUAGCGGUGGCAGCGUGGCUGCGUCGUCACAGCUCAGUCCCACUGAGAUCUCGGCGGUCAGACAGCUCAUCGCUGGCUACCGCGAGUCGGCUGCCUUCCUCCUGCGCUCUGCGGACGAGCUGGAGAGUCUGAUCCUGCAGCAGAACUGAGCUGGCCCUGCCCCUUGGCCCACCCCCUCUCCAGCUGUACCCCCCCCCCUGCAGUUUGCUCCACUACUAGUGCUCUUUCUCCUCACUGUCCUCAGCACCCAUCCCCUGGGGGUGGGGUGUGCCCCUCCCUCAUCCCGCAGUUUGGUGUUAGCGGCGAGAAAGAGCGAACGCACUACAGCCUCGGCGUGGGGCUGUAUCGAUACUGCAGAGGAGAGCGGCUGGAGGGCAGCUGCACUGCUUCUCCAUUACUGUAAAAAAGAAGGAACUAGCUGAGACAGAAAGCAAGAGCUGUGAUCAAUCUACCUAGUGGAGCAUGCUCUAUGGCUGAAUGUAGGGGAGCGCUUGCUGCUGGGAUGGGAGGGGCUUGGCACUUUUGGCCCCACCCACUCCUGGGUAGUGGAGAGACAGUGCCAGUGAGAUUAAACAGCACCCAAUUGCCCUGAAAAUAAAAAAAAAAAAAAAAGACAGACUGUGCUUAAUCACCAACUACAACUGUUUCCUUAAUGAAAAAAUAUUUUUAAUUUAAUUUGUAUGCUUUAAGGGCCAUCAAUUUUUUU
Messenger RNA from Scleropages formosus (Asian bonytongue), 2722 nucleotides. RefSeq names its product nucleolar protein 4-like b (gene nol4lb). Lineage: Eukaryota; Metazoa; Chordata; Actinopteri; Osteoglossiformes; Osteoglossidae. The transcript is spliced from 12 exons. The record is from RefSeq and is a predicted model, not a curated record. The coding region runs from base 63 to 2165 and encodes 700 amino acids.